AUGCGGUUCGUGUCAAGGCUGCACGUAUGUGCUGCCCUUGUUAUUUUCACGAUUUUGUACAUCACUUGGAUGAACUCAGCCGGCUUUGAGGAAACUGUACAUACCGUAUGGCGUGGAAGUGCGCAUCGCAUCGUGGUGUUUGGCAAUGAUUGGUCCGACACUGGCAGUUACCGUGUCUCGUCGCCAGCGUUAUCUGCUAUCGUUGCUCGCGACGCGGAUCGAGGCGAUUUGUGGGUAGAGACAUUAUGCAAAGAGCUCGAAUGUGACACUGUUGACAACUUCGCACAUUCAGUGCCAACGGCGGCUGAUGGGGCACAGACUGGUGCUUUGGUUGACGCUGCAGUCUAUGUGGAAGCCAUGGGCUCAGAAAGCAACAGUAGCGCUGUCAUGUCGUUUGACUUCAAGGCACAAGUGGAGCAGUUUGUCGCAUAUAACAAAGGAAGACAGCUCAUCCCGCAACGCCUACGUAAAGAGGAUGAGUGGACAUUCUUCGCAGUCUACUUUGGCCUCUGGGACCUUCUGGAGUACUCGACACUGGAGAAGAGUAUUGCAAUGUACGCAAUUGAUAAGAGCAUCACAUCAUUAUUUCACCAACUUGAUGUGUUGGCUGCAGACGCCCCUUUCCCACCCAAGGUCGUCAUCCCGAAGAUGAUUGACGUUAGUUUCCUACCUCGGUUCCAGAUGAAGAAGAAAGCUAUGCGCGAGGCCCAAUUCGCGGAGAAUCAGCACCGACUCAUCUUCUUGUGGUCUUAUUGGAAUCUGGUUUUGCAUCGGACUGCGAAGAAUUGGAAGAACGGUAUAGUGUACAUGCCAGAGGCGAACGAGGCGAUCAUGCAAGAGGUCCGGGCCAAGCAACUUCACUCGAAACAACUCUCGGAUGCGUUUGGUGUUGGCAAACAAACGCCUCUUUUUGAACACAUUGAGCAACCAUGUCUAGCUUCGCAGCGGGGAAGUGCGGGCAGUCUGCAAGCAUCCGACGUUCAAAAAUGCUCCACGCCAGCUGAGCACCUAUUUUGGGAUGACGUUCAACUCAGCGGUCCGGCCCACGCACUAAUAGGGAAUCAAGCCGUCAGCCUCAUCCGCGGAAACCAAUCUUCCCCUAUAGAUGCCGCGAAGCCCCCACAGAGUUUGCGCAAGAGUAAUCGGAUCCAAGAGACACGCUCCAAUUCAAUACCUAAUCUUACCACCGAGCGCAACUACGAGGACGAUCCAUCACCGACUGGCACAUCGUCUCCUCGGUCUACAAGGAAAAGGCAUGCUUGCCUUGUGGAAGCAUCUGAGAGCGAGGAAUCUGGCAGUCCGACAGAUGAGAAGCCACCUCCGAGUGCCACAUCAACAACUGCUGGGUCUCCGGACUUCGUAGGCCACGUCUGUCUCUGUCAGCCAGAACCAAAGAUACCCCGGCCCAGGAAUGCAUUUAUCCUCUAUCGGCAGCACCACCAGCAGGCUAUCAUUUCACGCAACCCUGGUCUCAACAACCCUGACAUUUCCAAGAUCAUUGGUGAACAGUGGAAGACUGAACCUGAAGAGCGCAAGAAGAUCUGGCAAGACCUCGCACAGGAGGAGAAAGCUAGGCACCAGGAACAGUAUCCUGAUUACCGAUAUCAGCCGCGUCGAAUAGGCAAAUCCGGUCCAUCGCCUCUGAAUCCUUUUGGCCAGCAUACCACUGUUGACAAAUAUCGUUGUCAACGGUGUGGCGGUCGCAGUAUCAAGACGCCUACUAGUCCAUGUCUUGACCCUUCUGGUAUCCCUAUGUUGCCCCCUCCUAAUAUCACUGAAGGCAUCACACCAACAACUCGCUACCUACCAGUGAUCAGCAACCUUAGCAUGGAGUCACCUGUUCACCCACGGGGUCACGGUCCUCCGAAUCUCAACCACCUCAAAUUGAGAGUCACUUCGGGGAUACGCGACGACUCAGCAGCCCCGAGCCCUUCUACACCGAACAAGAAACGAAGGUUUGAAUAUGGACACCCACACCCUGCCCUCGGCCUCAGAGCAGAUGGGCCCUACUUUCCCUCGACACAGUAUGCCAGGCGCGAAUCUUUACCUCCCAUUCAGAUACGGUAUUCGCCCCCGAACAGCGCGACCAUGCCGCCUCCCCGCACACCUCGUGAUGGAAGGCUCUCGAUAGUGGAGGUGGGACCGUCGUCUCACAGCUCCAGCCCUAAAAGCGUAGAAGAAGUUCUUAGUGCCUACGCGUACGGAAACAAGAUCAAGCUUCUUGGCCGCAUAACCCCUCCGUACAAGGAGCUCAGGGAGGGAAUGCCAUCUGGUAAAGAAGGCCGUGGCGCCAUUAUCGCUAUCGAAGGUGACGAUCUGGCUGCGGUCAAGGAGCUUUCAGAAUGGCUCAACGAGCACCUUGCCAAACAAGGCGAGUUCAAGCCCCAAAUCAACGAGCCACCAAGAGUUCCUGGCAACGAUGGCAAGGAUGUUACUUUCGACGAUUAUCUCGACUUGAUCAAGGAGUGGCAUGGCAAGAGCAAAGAGAUGAUUGAGUAUAUCACCACUACUUCUUCCGCCGCUUCCCCUUGUCAAGAUAUCAUGUCGGACAAAGAUGCUUCUACCAACACCACCACCUCGCGCAAAGACUCCGCAAUGCUAUGCGACUCACCCGCUGCGACCCUAAAGCCCGUCAUCAUCCUACCUACCUUCCAACUCCAUGCAUCUGUCGCAUACGCGUCCCGCAUCCCCAUUCAAGACGCGUAUAGCGCAAUGGAUCAUUGGCAGUGGAUGGCUACGCUCUGGCGGGGAACCGUGGGCCCGGAUCUCACCCUGUAUGUCAAGAGCUACGAUGCCAAGGAGGGUCAGAUCGGGCAAAAGCCUGAAAUGGACGAUCCUAGCAGGUGCUACACUGUGUUCAAGGAGAAGGAAGGGAAGUUUACCGAGCCCGAUUUGAGGAGGGUUGGGUUUGAGGUUGGGGAGUGCAUCAAGGCUAUCAGGUAA
Bipolaris victoriae FI3 is the source of this 2943-nucleotide messenger RNA. RefSeq lists its product as hypothetical. The transcript has 6 exons. The record is from RefSeq and is a predicted model, not a curated record. The coding region runs from base 1 to 2943 and encodes 980 amino acids. Lineage: Eukaryota; Fungi; Ascomycota; Dothideomycetes; Pleosporales; Pleosporaceae. Gene Ontology annotation, molecular function: DNA-binding transcription factor activity, RNA polymerase II-specific; RNA polymerase II cis-regulatory region sequence-specific DNA binding. Gene Ontology annotation, biological process: negative regulation of transcription by RNA polymerase II; cell differentiation; anatomical structure morphogenesis.